Molecule: messenger RNA, 2358 nt
Organism: Porites lobata
Lineage: Eukaryota; Metazoa; Cnidaria; Anthozoa; Scleractinia; Poritidae
Source: the annotation of a GenBank genome assembly
AUGGAGUCGACGAAACGAAAGAAGAGAGGUCGAUACAACUCGCAUCGAAGAAACCCUGCUAUACCUAAGCCGAAAGCCACUGUUUCCCGACAUAACAGGCGAAAAGCAAACUUCUCAUCGGAUGAAGAUGAACAAAGAAAAAAACCGUGUUUCAAGCGAACUGUUGAUGUUGUUUUCGAAAAUAGUCAAGCAUCAUCGGACGAAUCGGAUUUAAACAUUACAAAUAUGUACUUGGCUUCAUGUUCUAGUUAUCAAGAUCUAGACCACGAAUUGUCAGACGUUUUGUCGGAAUCAACGCAUGAUGACGACAGUGUAGAAAAACUGGAUGCGAUUUGGAGUGAUAUCUCAGAAGACGAUCGAAGCUCCACAUCUUCAGAUGACGACCAAUUCUGUGCACGUGGAGACAGUUAUAAUCACAUCAGGAGUAAAUCGACUGAUGAAGAAGACCCUGUAUAUGUAUACCCUGGGUCGCCUCUUUUGUUGUCGGAAAGCAUUCUUUUGAUUCUUACUUUGGCUGUAGCUCACAAUCUGAAUGGAAGUUGUCUUUCAGACGUAAUUUCUUUGAUCAAUUUGCACUGCAUUCCUGGUCCACUCAACAAGUGUGUCAACUCACUCAGUGAGCUCAAGAGGUACUUUGCUGACUUCGAGCUUCCCAUAACAAAACACUUUUACUGCAGUUUUUGCUCUGAGUAUCUUGGUGUUUUAAGUGAUACUCCUGAUGUGUGCUCCAUUUGCAACAAUGAUGUGAGAGAUCCAAAGAAGAAGUCAUAUUUUGUCAUCCUUUCUGUCGAAAGUCAGCUAAACGAGCUUAUGCAAAGUAAGUAAGAAAAUAUAAUUUUAUAUGUUGCAGUUUAAAAUGAUCUUAUGUUAAAAUGAUUUCAAACUAGUUUGAUUUGUACUUUUCUUUGUCUUAGGAUUAUGGUAAUCAAUCUGGAACAAAAGAAAAUCAAAACUAACCAAGUUUGAAAUCAUUUUGACCUAAGAUUCAUUUCAAACUACAACAUAUACAACAGUGAUUGAUGUUAAAAUGGAAUAAAUAUAAAUACUGGCUUAACUACAGCAUCAUAUAUUUAGCCACUUUCGAUGCUUCCUGGGAUAAUAGCUAGAUAUAUAUAUCGCUUAAAAUAUGCAGUCACCCCUAUUGAAGUAUAAUAUUUCCAAAUAUUUGGUCCUAUAAUGGGCCAGUAAGAUCCAUGUGACAAAAAGUUUCAAAGUCUCUGAAAGUUAAGCCUAAAAUGAUGAUUUAGUUUUUAAAUGUAUAUAAAAAAAAAAAAUAUUAUUGGAGUCGGUUUUCACAUGAUAGCAAAAUUAUCAAGGUCUCGAUUUGUGUUACCCACCUUGGCUGUGGAAAUUCUUACUAUCUUACUCACCAUAUGUAUUUGAAUAAGUGCCCUGUGCGCUUCUUUAAUGUUAGGUCCUUUAAGGUCGAUGUUUAUUCAAGGUGGGCACUUAUUCUGAUAAAUGCAGAAACCUCAUCCUGUGGCAAUUGAGCUACAUCAAAUUAAUAGCUAUAAUCUGCUGGUGGUGUCGACUGACACUCAAAUCACAGUAUUUUGUGAUAAAAGAGUGCAGUGAUGUUUUAUCAUUCAACCAGUAAGCUUGAUUUUCUUUGUUGUAUUUUUUUGUCAUCUGAUAUUAGGAAGAGAAUUUCAGGAAGAUAUAAAGUACCGCUUUCUGCGAGAGAAGACAUCCCCUCACAACAUUGAGGAUGUAUAUGAUGGCCAUCUCUACAAGAAGCUGUUUGAAAAUAAUGGCCCACUUUCUCAGCCAGAGAACUUAUCCUUAAAGUUCAAUACAGAUGGUGUUUCUAUCUUCAAAUCAUCAGGUUCAAGUAUUUGGCCAGUGUACUUUGAGAUCAAUGAGUUGCCACCAAGUAAAAGGUAAAAAUUAGAGUAAAUUAUUAUUGGUGAAUUGUAAGUGCAUCUUAUUAAACUUUUGGAAUUAUCAUUGUAUUCUCUAUUCACAAUACUAUUUCCGAAAACAUUGCAAAAAAUUAGUUGCCUUGUUGAUGACUGGAAUGACACAUACUGUACAUAUACUUAGUUGAACUGAAUUACAUUGGUUAUUUAACAACAUUUUUCACUACUAUUUUCUGUGAUUGUGCCAAACCAUUAUUUUCAUCAAAGGAUAUUAUUAUAGAGUUCCGUAUCAGACCCUUUUUAUUUAAAAACUAACUUUCAUUACUCUUACCCUAUUGUUCCUUUUUCUAGGCUGGAAAAAAGCUCUGACUCUGAUAAAUGUAAAUUCGUAAGUGCAUUUUAAUGUUUUCAUGUUUUAAUUAAUAGGAAACGAUUGGAGAACAUGCUUUUGGGUGGCCUCUGGUUCAGUGACAAAAAACCUGUGAUGUCUACCUUUUGA